Chlorella variabilis is the source of this 1743-nucleotide messenger RNA. RefSeq lists its product as hypothetical. Gene Ontology annotation, biological process: endocytosis; signal transduction; peptidyl-serine phosphorylation. The transcript is spliced from 11 exons. The coding region runs from base 239 to 1252 and encodes 337 amino acids. Gene Ontology annotation, cellular component: nucleus; cytoplasm. Lineage: Eukaryota; Viridiplantae; Chlorophyta; Trebouxiophyceae; Chlorellales; Chlorellaceae. The record is from RefSeq and is a predicted model, not a curated record. Gene Ontology annotation, molecular function: protein serine/threonine kinase activity; ATP binding.
GGACCCACAGCGCUCCGGACAGCCGGCGAACGUUGCCUCUGCUCUGUGAGAGCGAACUCUUGGCAGCCCACGGUGAACGCGGGAAACUCCCGCCCUCAGUUUAACGCAAGAAGACGCAGGACAUGGCUGCCUGCAGGGAGCACCAGCAGUGAAGCAGCCAGGUCGCCGGGUUGGCAACGGGCGACGGGCCUAGUGGUGCAGCGCCCCUUCCUGAAGUUCUGUGGAUCAAGGGUAAACAAUGGAUAUUAGAAUAGCGGGCAAGUAUAGGCUGGGUAGGAAGAUUGGCUCGGGUAGCUUUGGAGACAUCUACAUCGGCACCCACCUGCUGACAGGCGAGGAGGUUGGCAUCAAGCUGGAGUCCACCAAGACCAAACACCCGCAGCUGCUGUAUGAGUCCAAAAUCUACAAGAUCCUGCAGGGCGGAACCGGCAUCCCCAAUAUCCGAUGGUAUGGCGUGGAGGGCGACUACAAUGUGAUGGUCAUCGACCUGCUGGGACCCAGCCUGGAGGACCUGUUCAACUUCUGCAACCGCAAGUUCAGCCUCAAGACGGUGCUCAUGCUGGCGGAUCAAAUGCUGUCACGGAUUGAAUACCUGCACAGCAAGAGCUUCAUCCAUCGCGACAUCAAGCCAGACAACUACCUCAUGGGCCUGGGCCGCCGUGCCAAUCAGGUGUACAUGAUUGACUUUGGCCUGGCCAAGAAGUACCGCGACCCCAAGAGCCAUAUUCACAUCCCAUACAGGGAGAACAAGAACCUAACGGGGACCGCGCGCUAUGCCUCCAUCAACACACACCUGGGUAUCGAGCAGUCGCGGCGCGAUGAUUUGGAGUCGCUGGGCUAUGUCCUCAUGUACUUCCUGCGCGGCUCGCUGCCAUGGCAGGGCCUCAAGGCUGCCACCAAGAAGCAGAAGUACGAGAAGAUCAGCGAGAAGAAGAUGGCCACGCCCACCGAAUCGCUGUGCAAGGGCUUCCCCACCGAGUUCGUGGUGUUCUUCCAGUAUGUGCGCUCGCUGCGCUUUGACGACAAGCCGGACUAUGCCUACCUGCGCAAGCUCUUCCGCGACCUGUUUGUGCGCGAGGGGUUCACCUGGGACUAUGUGUUUGACUGGACCAUCCUCAAGUAUGCGCAGCAGCAGAACAGCCGGCCCAGCACGUCGCGCCCCGCGGACGGUGCGUACGUGGCGCCACAGCCACGGGCGCAGGAGGAUGCACGCGAUGCCGAGGCGGCGCUGCGCAGGCUGGGCCUGCAGUGAAAAUGGGCUGGGCCCGCAAUGAGGCGGGGUGGGCCUACCUGGCUGCGGGAGCAGCCGGCUCUGUUCAGCUAGCACCCCCCACACCCCACACCCCACACCCGCCGAUUCAUCCCAAGGAUGAUGGCGUUCAGCAGCAGCAGCACCCUGUUCUAGUUUUUUGCUGCUCAACCCACAACAGCAGCAACGGUCGAAGCAUUUGGAGCGCCCCUUCAGCCGCUUGCCGGUGCUGGGAGCAGCACCGCUGCAAUGAUGCAAGGGGAGGGCGACAAUGGGUGCUGCCAGAUGGUUUGAGGCACCAUCGCCAGAUGAUUUUCAGGCAGCAACAGCCUCUCUUUGGAUGCCCGCUCAAGCGGGAUGUAUUUCUGUGUUUGCCGCUGCCACGCAUCCAUGCUGUGGUCGGCACCACCCCCAUCUCUACCUGGCAGCCAGUUUCAACGUAUGUCGCACACAUCGAGCUCCUCUCGCAAUAUGUAAUUUUCCAGAGCGGGCUC